Molecule: messenger RNA, 1986 nt
Organism: Anthonomus grandis grandis
Lineage: Eukaryota; Metazoa; Arthropoda; Insecta; Coleoptera; Curculionidae
Gene: Tbce
Product: tubulin-specific chaperone E
Exons: 8
Coding region: 236-1828 (530 amino acids)
Biological process (GO): protein folding
Molecular function (GO): alpha-tubulin binding
Source: RefSeq, a predicted model, not a curated record
UUGGUAACAUUGACCAAUGAAAUCUGACAAAUCCGUCAGCUGUUGUCGGAUUUUCACAUUUUUCAAAAAUCCGGGUUUAGUUUCCCGUCACUUUGACGUUUUCGUCCAAAAAUAAACUGUUCCCAAUCUGUUCUAUUUACAAAGAAAAACAUUAAAAAACCGCGAUCAAUUACACCCAUUCACACCCUACUGGGAAGCAGAACUGCACUAAAAAUAUUUCAGUUUGUAUUGACUCAUGAAAAACCAAAUUGUGAUGGUUACUAUGUCGAAUUUGGAACCCGCAGAAGCUGUAGGUUGUAGAGUGGAGUCCGGGGGGUUUUAUGGCACUGUAAGGUAUAUAGGAAGCCUCCCAGAACGUCCAGGCAAAUGGUAUGGUAUUGAGUGGGAUGAUCCGGGCAGAGGAAAGCAUAAUGGAACUGUGAAUGGAAUACAAUACUUUCAAACCAGAUACCCAACAGCAGGUUCAUUUGUGAGAAGAGAAAAAAUCAACUUUGGCAAAUCAAUUAUUGAAGCGAUCAUGACAAAGUAUGGUAACAAGGAAAAUGACAUCAUGAAGAAAAUUCAUGAGCAACAGAUUGUUAAUUUCCAAAAGACUAUCAAGGCCCCUUUUAUAGAGUUUGUGGGCUUUGAUAAAGUUAGUACAAAGCAAGGAAAUUUUGAGUCACUUAAGAUUGUAUCAGUUGAUUGCCAAAAUGUUAGCUCUGUAGGAGAACCUAAUGAACUAAGAAGCUUAAUUCCAAACAUCACUAGCUUGGAUAUAUCUACGAAUUUAUUAACCACAUGGAAUGAUGUUUUCCAAAUUUGUGAACAGUUGGACAAAUUAAGUUCCUUAAAUGUCAGUAAUAAUAGACUGACAUUUUCAGAAGAAUGCAAUUACACGUUUCCAAAUAUAAAACAGUUUAUUUGUGGCCACAUGGAACUAACAUGGUCAGACAUCAUAAAGUUAUCAAUAAUAUUCCCUUGUAUUAUUGACCUGAGGGCCAACCACAACCAUAUCACUGAUUUGACCAUCGAAGAUCCAAAAAGUUUUGAACAUUUAAAAAUUUUAGAUUUAGAAUACAAUCCUAUAGGAAGCUGGGAUAAGAUUUUAGAAUUGCAAAAAAUAACUAGCUUACAAGACUUGUCUGUAGGUGGUACUGGGAUAGAAAAGAUUGACUUUAAGACUGAUAAGCCUAAAUUUGACGGGUUCAUGAAUUUAACUAAAUUAUGUAUAAGUGAAAACCUUAUAAAUGAUUGGACUUCAGUAAGUGAACUUAACAGACUGCCCAACCUUGAGGAGUUGAGAUUUACCAAAAAUCCAAUUUUGAAUAGUGAGGAUCAAGAAACAGUGAUUUCAAUAGUUGUGGCAAAAAUUGGCAGUUUAAAGGUUCACAAUGGGCGAAUACUAUACAAUUCUCUAACGGGAAAUGACUUUCGGAGGGAAUGUGAAUAUGACUACUUGAAAAAGUAUGGAUUAGAAUGGCUAAGAGUGAAAAAUACCCCUGAGAGAGACUCGUUUUUAAAGGAACACAAUAGAUAUUUAGAACUUGUAGAAAUGUAUGGUGAGCUUCAGUCAGAGGAAUUGAAAGUAGAAGAUACCAGUAAAUUGAAAAAUACAUUAAUCACAUUAAACCUGGAGUGUGGAGACAGAAAAUUAGUGAAAAAAAUGGUCCCGUCAAUGCUAGUGCAAAAAUUAAGAAUAUUAGUGCAGAAAGUUUUCAAGCUGAACGAAACGCCCGAGUUAGUGUGUAUAACCGAAAAUAACUUUGAAAUUCCCUUAGACGACGAAAUGAAGGAAAUUAGUUAUUUUAAUGUGAAAAAUAAUGAUAGAAUUCUUGUGAAGAUAUGAUUGUUCAUUAAUAUUUACUAUUUCAACUAAAUUGUGAUAUGCAUCUCUUAAAAUUAAUUUUCAAUAUAUUUUUCAGAAGUACACAUUAAAUAAUAAAAUUAUUACGAUGCAAUUAUAAAUAGAAAUAUGUUUUUAUUAAAUUGCCUUUUUUAACUGUG